Linderina pennispora is the source of this 840-nucleotide messenger RNA. Its product is annotated as phenazine biosynthesis PhzC/PhzF protein. Gene Ontology annotation, cellular component: cytoplasm. Gene Ontology annotation, molecular function: isomerase activity. Bases 1 to 840 code for a protein of 279 amino acids. Lineage: Eukaryota; Fungi; Kickxellomycota; Kickxellomycetes; Kickxellales; Kickxellaceae. The record is from RefSeq and is a predicted model, not a curated record. The transcript is spliced from 2 exons. Gene Ontology annotation, biological process: biosynthetic process.
AUGACCAAGUACCAGAUCUUCACCAUCGACGCGUUCACCGACAAGCCGUUCGGUGGAAACCCCGCUGCAGUUGUUCCUGUGCCCGCUGACCAGCCGCUGACUGAAACCCAGCUGAGCCAAAUUGCUGCUGAGAUGAAUCUGUCCGAGACUGCAUUCCUCACUCCCACCAAUGCCAGCGGACCCAAUGCCUUCCAGGAGGCUUCGCAGUUUAAGCUUCGCUGGUUCACGCCCACAACGGAGGUCAAUCUGUGCGGCCACGCCACGCUGGCCACUGCAUAUGUGCUAUUCAACAAGCUGGACAAUAUCUCUAGCGAACUGCGCUUUGACACUCUGAGCGGAGAGCUAGUCGUGCGUCGUGGUACAGACGGGUAUCUAGAUAUGACGUUCCCAAUCGACAUACCCAAGCCGGUUGAUAUCAACGAUGAUGUCAAGUUAGUUGUUGCCAGCAUCUACGGAGAAUACCGCGACUCAAUUGAGGUUGAGCUGUCGCCGUUCCUCAAGUAUUUGGUUGUGCACGAUCCGAACAGCAGCGAGAGUGACAUCAUCGGGCUGAAGCCCGAUAUUUCACCCGAAGCAUAUGCAGGCAGCGCGAAGGGCAGCAGCAAGGAUUUCCACAGCCGCGUGUUUGCCCCAUGGGUCGGGAUCCCCGAGGACCCGGUUACGGGCUCUGCCCACACGGUGCUGGCGCCAUUCUGGCAGAGCAGAUUAGGAAAGAAGACAUUCUCAGCCGAGCAGUCGUCGAAGCGCGUUGGGCACUUGGAGGUCGACAUUGUCAGCGACUCGCAUGUGCAGGUCAGCGGCAGAGCAGUUGUGGUGCUGGAAGGGCACAUCGAUGUGUAG